UGUCUCGCAGGAUCCCUCUAGUUCCAUGAGACCUGCUUUUGGAUAACGGCUGGAAUCAAAUGUAAAGAAACAACACUGGAGUGAAAACAACUAACAACCAAGGGCGGAGACAACACAGACCACACGACGCAGGAGGCCUGGGGAAAUCAUUAACCGCACACAAACACAUACAAUAUGACUGGCUGGAUCCCACUCCACCCUCCGUGCCCUUGAGACUGACAUCCACCGCCAGCCCCGGCCCUAGUGCCUGCAGAUUUACACCAACAGGACCUCCAACAACCUUCCAUAUCCUGCAGUGUCACAGCAGCCUCGAAGGGGGGCGACUCCUUCUGGAGACCCCACUUCCUCCAGAAGCCCCAGGGACGGGACCAUGUUUCACUGACUGACCCCUCCCGACCGGCGAAUGACAAGUGUGCAUCCGAGGGUGGGGCUUGCCUCAGUCUCUCAUGAUUGGCUGCUGGAUGGAAUUAAGGUGAAUGGAACACGUUCCCGAGGAGCAGGACCCUAGCCCAUCAGAGGGAGAAGAGAAACGGUGGCUCAAUGGCCCGAAAAGGAAGAGGAAGAACAGCCAAUGUUCGGUGAAGAGUAUGACUGGGUACAUCCCCAGCUACCUCGAAAAGGAUGAGCCAUGUGUGGUGUGUGGUGACAAGGCCACAGGUUACCACUACCGCUGCAUUACCUGCGAGGGCUGCAAGGGUUUCUUCCGUAGGACCAUUCAAAAGAACCUCCACCCCUCCUACUCCUGUAAGUACGAUGGCUGCUGCAUCAUCGACAAGAUUACACGCAACCAGUGUCAGCUCUGCCGCUUCAAGAAGUGCAUUGCAGUGGGCAUGGCCAUGGACUUGGUGCUGGAUGACUCAAAGCGGGUGGCUAAACGGCGCCUGAUCGAGGAGAACAGGGAGCGACGCAAGAAGGAGGAAAUGGUCAAAACUCUCCAGAACCGUCCAGAACCCACCGGGGACGAGUGGGAGCUGAUCCACCUGGUGACGGAAGCCCACCGACACACCAAUGCUCAGGGCACACAGUGGAAACAGAAGCGCAAAUUCCUGCCAGACAAAAUCGGCCAAUCCCCGGUUGCGCCCACGUCAGACGGAGACAAGGUGGACCUGGAGGCCUUCAGCGAGUUCACCAAGAUCAUCACUCCUGCCAUCACCCGUGUCGUCGACUUUGCCAAAAAACUGCCCAUGUUCUCUGAGUUACCUUGUGAAGACCAGAUCAUCCUGUUGAAGGGCUGCUGCAUGGAGAUCAUGUCACUGCGAGCCGCAAUGCGCUACGACCCAGAGAGUGAGACACUGACGCUGAGUGGGGAGAUGGCUGUGAAGCGUGAGCAGCUGAAGAACGGCGGGUUGGGCGUGGUGUCGGACGCCAUCUUCGAUCUGGGCAAGAACCUGGCACAGUUCAACCUGGAUGACACAGAGGUGGCGCUGUUGCAGGCCGUGCUGCUCAUGAGCUCAGACCGUUCUGGCCUGACCUCCAUGGACAAGAUCGAGAAGUGCCAGGAGACCUACCUGCUGGCGUUUGAGCACUACAUCAACUACCGCAAGCACAACAUUCCCCACUUCUGGCCGAAGCUCCUCAUGAAGGUGACAGACCUGCGGAUGAUCGGGGCUUGCCACGCCAGCCGCUUCCUUCACAUGAAGGUGGAGUGUCCCAACGAACUCUUCCCCCCGCUCUUCCUGGAGGUCUUCGAGGACCAGGAAGUGUGAAAUACAUUUGCCACCACGCAAAGGGAUGAGGAAGUUGGGGCAAACCGGGAGAUGGGAAGGGCCAUCAUUCUUAUAGGGGAAGGAUGGAGGGAGAGUCCUCUUGUCAGGAAUCUGCAUUUCUCCGACAUCACAUUUACAGUAUGUGGUUUAAAAACUGGAACCAACAAUAACAGAAACAACACACCAGCAACAGGAGAGUCACGCAAACUGAGGAUUUUGUUUUUUAAACACCCUCUCCUCCACCUUUUUCUCCUCCUUUUCCUUACCCCUGUUUUAAAAUCCGUGUGGGGGCCCUUCUGUCUGAGCAUGAUGUCUUAUCUAGUAAGAGUUGUAGCCAUUUGCCAAGACACAUACACAGAUACACACAACACACAACACACACACCGACACAGCCACAGCCUGUUCCACCUCAGUUCCUCAGAGCAGCGCUCUUUGCAGGGGUCCGUUCCCCCUCUCUGGUUCUUUUUAGCGGUCACAGAUCUACACGUUUUGAAGCCCAUGCUUCCAGCUUUCAUGCUGGCCAGCACCUCUCAGUAUUAUUUUUGAAUAACUGUUAAGGCAGUAAUUUAGAAAAUAUGGACAUUAGUGACAUAUUAUUGCUCACAUUCAUGCAAACACACAAUCAGCGAACACUGCACAGUGAAAUUCAGCAGAUGCUUUAAGCAUUACUCUGGUAUAUAAUAGCUGUAGUAAAGCAGAGAUACCAGACCUAGCUCAUUAUCAAUUCCUCAACUCAAUCUGAGCCGUUACAGCAUUUUUUGGAGCUUCUUCUUCUUAGAUCCCAGUGAAACCGGUGCUAUAUUUAUAUAAGGCUACUCCAGUUUUAUGAAAUUGUGUUGUCUACCUUUGAAAAAUGUGCAGACCAUGGCUCCAUAUCUACCUUCAUUUGUGUCAUUGGACCGGCUCCUGUGACAUACACACACACGCACACAGACACACAUAUGAGCAGAUUUGCCUAGUCAUUGCCCGUACUGCUUGUGCCAGCAGCUACCGUCUUAUGAAUGACAAUUAAGCCCUUCUCUCUGAGGAGUUACUGCAUUGAAGGAAAGAAUGAAAGAAAGGAGGAGAGGAGGAAGAGAGUUACUUAGAAGCGAAGAGAAGGGAGGAGCGAGGAGAGAGAGAGAGGAAGCAAGAUUUAAUAGGUGGACUGUAGAUUCAGAGCCAGGGGUCAGAAGUAAAUCUCCCACAGGCAGCCUCUGAGGAGGUUUUGAAUAGCAGCAACCACCAGCAAGACAGCAAAGCUCAUCUUAGACACACACACACACACACACACACACACUUUCUCUCUCUCUCUCCCUCCCUCCCUCCCUCCCUCCCUCCCUCUCUCUCUCUCGCUCUCUCUCUCUCUCUCAGCCUCUCUCUAUCUCUCUCUCCCUUACACACACACACACACACACACAAACAUGAAAACACACAUCACCUCAAAGUAACGUGAAUGCCUCAUUUUACUGUAUGCACUGUGCGGCAGUGUUGAUAUACAGCCCUAACCUGCAGGGUUUGUACAGAGUCCUCUCCUCACGGACUCAGCUCAGUGUGGCCCCUCCAGGCUUCCAUACACAUUUGCCUUUUUUUUACCAUGGGCGUCACUGAGAGCAGGCAAAUGCCAAGAAGGCUACCAUUUACCUCAAAGUGGACACACCCCCAGGCUGGGGCAGCAAUACUGCCCCUGUGGUGUCAGGCACUACCUCACCUCUGUGGACACAGGGCAGCUGCCCACAGCCUACACACAGACAUACACCAUUCAAGUUGGCGCAUGUGUAGAUUAACACACAAGUGUGCAUACUUUUUUGUAGGUGCACACUUGGAUAGACAAAACACUCACAGCACACACACACACACUCUCAGUGCUAUCACUUGGUUGAAAUGAAAUACCACUGAAGACAGGAGGGCCAGCCAUCCCCCUGGAAGGUCGUACCGACUCCAGGGAAUGGUACCCAUUACAUUCGGGUUAUCUCUUUUUGUUAUAUGGGACCAAGUGUCAUCUUUUGAGAUUUGGAUUUACCUUCUUUCUGUCAAAACAGAAAUCGACUCACUGAAGUGACGAAGGACUGUGUGGAUGUGCAGCACAGCUGACACCCAUCUACGAAAGUAGCAAGAGGAUAGAUAACGGAGAGUAACUGAAAACCCGUGGUGGCCACAUCCAUUGAAUUAGCAUGCACAGAAAGGGCAUCUUCUUUCUGCAUCAUGGCAAUCUUCCACAGUACACUUAUGAUGCCUGCCAUUGGAUCUUGAUCAUAGAAAUAAGCUUUUGUGUCAUGCAUGGACAGUGCAUUAGACGUAAAGAGGUGGAAUGUUCUCAAACAAAAUAAAGAGGCAACUCAAAAGCUAUUUUAGUGUCCUGCACUUUACCAAUGCUCACCACUAUAACAGUAAUAUCUCACUGCAGAUGUCCAUGGCAGAUAUCAUAGCGUACUAGCCAAAUGACCAUUCAAGAAUGUUGAUUUGAUUAUAAAAGCCCACUCUGUUCAUUCCAAUUCUGGGGCCGAGCCAAGUUUAACUGGGUUUACCACUCUUACAGGAAGAGAAUGGAAGAGAGACUAAGAAAAUCUGUUUUAUAUUCGGAGCCAACCAGUAGUUCAUACUGGGCACUUGUACAGGAUGGGUAAUCUGCACCCCUCAGAAGUACCUAAGCAAAGUAACUUGUGGCAGGAAUCAUGGGUAAUCGUCACAGAUGGUCAUGCCUCACUUCUUCAAUGUCUGGAGCAAUGCUAGGAAGAGGGAGAACAGAGGACCUGGAAUGCCACCUUUGGGCACAAUGGGGGAGUCUGGUCCCAGAAGAACCCCCUCCACAGGCAUCAUUACCACUUUCUGAGAAACAUCACCUACUCUGCCCUGUCCUUCUCUAGCCCCUGACAGUUCCCCCUUUAGGAGCCUAGGUCUGACAGACCAUUAUAUUAGCCCCCACCCAGCCAGGCUGGUGUUGGAGUGGAGUUUUUGCACUACUGCAGCAGUCCUCACUUCGGUCCACUACUCAUCAAAGUUUAAUCUACACCUGUUGUUGGAUUACCAAUUAGUUUCCCUUCUGCUCUGUGUAAAACAGGUCAGUUUUGGAGUUUUGGCUGCUCUGUGUAACAGAGGCUGGCAGUCGCAGUGGGCUCAGUCCCAAACCUGUCCCGUUGUCAGUAUUAGACCAACAGCACAUGACCCUCAGCCCUCAAUCGACCCAACCAGGGGUGGAGAGAGAUACCUGCAAAGGAGGGGCUGUGUAGCACUUACUCAUUCUCCCUGUAGUACAAAUUUUCCAUCAUCCUUCCUAUUGCAGUGUCAGCCCAGUGACGUUUCAAAUUCAGAGCCCUCCUUCAAACAGCCUCCCUUCCAUCAUCAUCCUCUCUCCCCCUCUCCUCUUCCCUAGGAACACUACCUAUCGUUCCCACUCACUGUGGAGUAAGAUUCCCCCAGUUUGGCCCAGAAUCAAUGACAAAUCAAAUGGGAUCCAGGCCUCUGCCUUGUGAGACAAGGCUGGCCAUAACUGCCCUUUAGAGUGGCGUCACCGGAUGAAUGUGAACUGCAGAGCAUCAGCGAUGGGAACGAGAGACUUGAACGCGAGAAUGUGAAGAUGUGAGAGAAGAAGAAAGCAUGGGACAGGAAACAAAAAGCUGAGGGCCUCAACCCUCACUGCCAUCAUUGACAUGGGUGAGAGAGGGUGAUAUGGCCGGUUGUACAGACAGAUGUUAACAAACACUCGGAGGAAGGGGAGAUGGCGAUGUAGGAAUAUGUACGGUCUCCCCUUCAGUCCCCAACUAAAACAACCCCAUAUGAGUCCCCACUCCCAUGCCAGCUGACAACCCCAAAUGUCUCCCUUCAGCUCCCUCCAAAAGGAUAACCUCCAACUUUCAUAUGGUGAGGAUCGGAAAGGGAUCCCACAUUCCAGAGAUGCAGGUUUGGAAUUCCAACACAUCUUUGUAAAAGAACUGAAAAAGAGAAAAAAAAAACCUAUUGAUGUCCUUUGUUCUCGUGAGCUGACUGGGUAUGUGUGUGUGACAGAAGGGGUUAUAAUGCUGCUUUACCUUCUGAGUCUGAUUUAGAUUAAGAAAAAAAAGAUAUAUGAAAUGAUUAUAAAUCCAUAAAACAAAAAUGAAAAGAGAUGACUUUUUAAAAAAAAGACUCCUGAACAAAAUGAUUGGAGAUUUUUUUCAUUUUAUCAUUGUUUUCUUAUUUUUCUGUUUGUUUUUUGACGCUUAAACUGCUCUGUGUAAAAAUGGAAAAAAAACAAACAGCUGUAGUCACUUUUUGACCAUGCGUGCAGUGUAACAUAGAAAAUAUUUCACUUCUUUUUCACAUCUAUAGUUUGUGUUGAUAAGCCAACUGAUCUGUUUGUCUGUGUGUCUGUCCAGCUGUCCGUCCCCUUUUAUCAGGAGGAAUUUACAACCAACAAAACAGGAAUUUCUUUUUUAUAUUUUGUUUCUUUUUUAUGAAAUACAACUUUGGAGAAAAAAAAAUACCUAAACAGGAAAAAUAAUGCAACAUAAACUGAAAAUACAAAAAAAAAAAAAAAACUGAAACAAUCUUGUCAUACCUCACACAACACAAAACUCAAAGGAACUUGGGAGGAGUCAUAUUUUGCAGGCACAUGUGAAAGUUCAGAUGCAUAUAUAGAUUAAAAAAAAAUGUAUAUGUUAAGAUAAUAUGUGCUUGUGUGUACGCAUCAGUAGAAGUUACAAAAGGACUCUUCCCUCAAGCUUUUGUGCUCUCUAUCUUAUUGAUUUGGUUAUCGGGUGACGGGAGAUGCAACACAAACGUGAGAAAAUGUUGUGAGACGUUAGAGAUCAUCUGCUAAUGUGAGCACUUCUCCAACUUAAAGGCACAGUCUAUAGACAGUAAACUCAAAAUGUGAAUGGCCCAGAGACUGAGGGAUUAUGACUUUUGUAAUGGCUGAGUGUUUUAUGGUAUUGAAUGUAGCUGACAGGAGGGGGCUGGACCUGAGCCCGGCACCCACAACCUAACUUCCACACACCAGCAGAAAGGAUAGUGGUGUCACAUAGACGUUACAAACAACCAACAAAACUGAGAAUAUAUUGCCCAUCUGCAAGGUGCAAUACUAUGUUAUGUAUUAUUGUAUGUUUUUCUGUUUUGAUUUUAUUUUUAUUUCAUUUACAUUUUAUUUUGGCCAUAACCAAGGAUGUAAAUACAAAAACGUACAACACUCAAGAUUUAUUGCAACAAAGUUAACCGCUCCAUCCCACUGUCAUGUAAGAGAAAAAAAAAAAACAAAUUAAUGUGUAAUUACAUUUGUAUGUGUGCACUCUCUCUCACAUGUGCAUGCUGAUCCAUAUUCAGAAGUGCCCCGUGACAUUAAUCAUAAACCCUGUGCCUCUUCUUGUUUGCAAAGAGAUAGAUUCGUACACCUCCAUAUUCUCACAACAUCAUGAGAUGCCACACAUGAAUGCCUAUAGUGUGUGUGUCCAUCUAUGGAAUCAUACUCAGUUAUUCCAAACUGUUGACGUGAGUGUUGCCAGCAGCCACAUUGGCUAAAGGUCAGGAGGGCUGUGAGCCUGUUUGGUUGGAUAAAGUGGGAGGUGGGAGUGGGAGAUGUAAAUAGAACGUAAGCGAGUUAUUAUUUGGCAUGAAUGUCAGCUAACUUGGCUGCAACACACCCACGUCAUAGUUGGAAAAGUCCAUAAUGGAUUUCCCCCAUUUGUCUGCCAUCCCAUUGCCUCCUAGAAGCCAGCCUAAAAAUCCUGCAGGCUCAGUUGAGAUAAGGUGGUCAUGAUUGAGCAUAAACCUGGACCAGUUAACAACAGGGACCGGUAGAGACCCUGUUUACAUUUGUCAUUUCAAGUGUGAUGUAUGGCGGAUAAAAUCCAGAUGCAAUGUACGAUACUUUCGUUUACACUAAGCCACAUAUGUGCGCCUCCAUUGGCAAGAUCCCAAAAGUUUGGAAACUGAACAGCAGCGUACCUUAAGACACUGUUAUCACAGGGGACAAGCUAUAGAGGUAUAGAUGGCUUCCACAGAUAACAUACUGAUGAAGUUACACUUAAGAGGAGUAAAUUACUUCUGGAUUUACACCUUUUCAACAUCUAGCUAGAAUGCCAGAGCUGGUUUAAGCAAUUAGACUUCAAUCCAUCUCGAAUGCUUCUUGGACACAUUUACACAACUUUUUUUUGUGAUCCAAUAGUUAUCUCACACGCCUAAGACACAUGACGUGUCAGUGAAGUGUAAAUGGAGUCUUAGACGAUGAUGACAAUUUGAACCGAGUACCAGAUUUCUUUUCGGCUCUGUCUUGUUAAAGCUGAAAGUAAUUUUGGUCUUUAAUGACACCCCCAAGUCAAGCAAAUUGCAUCUGCCAGACCACAAUGAGCAAUGUGAGGGUUUCAAGGCUGGCUUUUAUGCGGAUUCCAAGCCCAUCCCUCCUAUAUUAUAAUCCUGGUUUAUUCUCACAUGUUGACACAUUGGACAAGGGUGGAGAUUGUCUGUGAUGUUUUUUUGGUUUUAUGGUUGUGUUUGGUUCCCCCCCCCCCAUGCCAAAUGUAGAGUUUGUGAAGACAUGCAAGUAGCAAGAUGUCUAUGCAAUUUCCCUCCAGCUCCCUUCAAAAGACAGCUCAAUGUUACAACAACGAGCCAGUCAUGCUUCUGAAAUCAAAUUCGGCCUGGCUUGAAUUCCAGAUGUUCUUUGUGGCCUAAAGACCCUUGCCACUUUGUGUGGGCGAGGGUCAGGACUGCCCAGAUGAGCUGGCCUUUAGCCCAGCCUACUGGCUGGUUUCGGUCUCAAAAAACAAGUAGGAGGGGUACUGGGGAUGUUGUGGAGAAUAAGGAUUCUACGAGAUGUGCUGUUUUUUGUAAACUGUUUAGAAAGUGGUGUGUGUGUGUGUGUAUGUAUCUGUGUGUUGUUUGGACAUUUGGGUACUACUAAUGUCUAAUUGAUGCGAUGCUCUCAUUGUUUGGUGGGUUGAUCAUUAAGGCUACAGAGCCUCAAAUUCCAAAAGCCCCUAAAUUCAAACCUUCUGCAAUAUGUGUGUGAAGCAUUAAUUCUUCUAUCCUGCGACCAAGUAAAUGUAACGUUAAAGAGUAUUCCGGGUGGUUGAUGUCAAUCAGUGGGAUGUACGUAGCAUAAGCAAGUUUACUUAACCCAUUACCUCUGCUUUUGUGACGUGAGCAAAAGAUUUGAAAAAUCUCACCCCACUGUAGAUGAACGUCUACAACCUUCCCUGACCAUUAGUUGUACUAGAGCACUUAACUAAAAAGCACUUUGAAUUGCCCAACCCCCGAAUCUUUGGUGGUAAUAAUUGUGACAAAAAAAAGACUAUAAAUUACACCCAAGCCAGUUGCCUUUUCCACAAUUUAAUGUUUUUUAAAUUAGUUUAACCCGAAAAUAAACUGUGUUGCAGCCUUUAGGCAAAGACAAAUGACUAAUUAUAAAGUUUACAAUUAUUUUUAAUGAAGUGCAAUAAGUGAGUGAACCUUUUGUCGUAUUUCUUGUCUCAUCAGAUCUUAUUUGUACAUUUGUGGGAAAAUAAUAAUCUCUUGAUUGCUUUUAAAAUGCGCCCACCCGUGAGAGCAUCCGCUCCAGACACACACGCUCACACGUACACACAUAAACACAGACCACUUUUUGUGAUUGGGUAAAGGAAGCUAUUGAAGGAUUCUCUCAGGUAAAAGAACAUUUUCUAAUAAAUGAUGAUGAACCUUAGAUGAAAAACCAUUGUUAGCUCAUCUUUUUUUUGUCCUCUCAAUUUACAAUCAGCAGUGUACCUUUUUUCUGUUCUGUGUUCCUUCCUGGUCAAGUGUCAUAUUUGAAAAGGUGUAGACGUCCAAGGAUUUGGAUCCUAAGUCUACUUCCGCCACAAAGAAUCAUGCCCCCGUUGCUUUCUUAAUCCUAGAUAAAAACCGAUUUCUUCAUGUGUGGAGGUGGAAGAGUGUUGUGUUUGUCUGUUGGGGAUGUUUGGGAGUUGUGUUUGGCACUGUAUGGAACCCCAUUCCCACCAGGAAAAGUCAAUAUCACCAACCACAAAUUUGCAUCAAGGGGCUUUACAAUCUUAGAGCCUCAUUUCGGAUAAGGAAAAAGGUGACAUUGGCAGAGUUGUUUUAACUGAUCGACACGUCCCUCUAGAAGAGACACCUCAUAUGUGAAUGUGGAACAGUUAGCAAGACGGCCUUAGCGUGUGGGUGGUGAGAGGUUAAGCUUGUAGGCUAGGCUAGCCCCUAAUGCCAAAAUCGUUUUGAAAAUAGAAAAGUAUUUGGACUUACAGAACAGAGUAGAAAAGUAAAGAUAAAGGAGAGUGAUGAGAUUAAAACAGGAAAUUGACGAGGGAGAAAGAGUUGAUCUCAUAGAAAUCCCCAAAUCACAUAAUGUGGGUCACAGGAGGCAGUGUCUCAGCGUUGAAAAUGAAAUGUUAGGAAUGACCCAAAUAAAACAUUCUCAUGGUAAAUUUGAUACUUGUUUCCAAAUUCGACUUAUUACGACAUAAUUUUAACUUAAUGUGUCAAAAUGAUCACAUGCUAUCUCUAUAUUUUAUACUUAAAAAGCCAAACGUUUUACUAUUAUAAUCCCUAACUCUGCAUCUUUUUGUCCCCUGGUGGAAAUGGGCUUCCAUAGUACAAUGAAAACACACAAGAAUGUUUUUGUCUUUUUUUUAUUAUUCAGGUCAGCCUAUUUUUAUUUCAAAAUCCUAAAUUAAUCGCAUUCAAACUUUUCUCAUAAACACGUACCAGAGUGUGCACCCCUUAGUGUCACUAAUAGUCAAGUCUUUGCACUUUCUCCCUUUACGGUCAAAGUGCCAGGAGCAAUAUCCAGCCCUCCCUCACCCAGUUGGCUAAUGGUGUAAAUACAGCAGUACAUGGCUCCCAUCCAAGCCGGGCUCCAUCCACCCUUUGGGGGGCAGAGGAACUGGCUGUGUUCCUCCGUCCACAGGCCUGUUCUAUUUCAGUGGGCUUACUGUUUAACUUUGUGAUGUGCUGAAAGAUUGGCAUGGCUAAAACCAAGGCUGUGCAUGUAUAUAGGUGUGCAUGUGAUUGUCAGUGUCCAUGUUCAUGUGAGAGAACUGUUCUGUGUGUGCAAGUGUGUGAACGCUUUGCUAUAAUGAUGAUGAUGGUCUGUGGUGCUGAUAUCUGAUCAACCUGCUUUGUUUUCCCUCCCGAACCCUCAAAAGCACCUUUUUAGGCCGCGGUACAUGACAGAAGUCUGUAAAACAGAGUCCUGCCAUAGACUUGUAUUAUUUCCUUUGAAGAAUGUAACUAAUAUUGUGUUCAGCAGGCUAACAGAGAGUUAAAAAAGCAGGGGGUCUUGGGAACCAUUUAUAUGUGGGAGUGGUGAGCUUGUAGGAGAUAAAGACUGAAUUGCAAGAGUGGGUAAUAUUUCAAAAGAAAAGCUGCAACGAUUCCCACAAACAGAAGCCAGACUGUUACUCGCAGAACAGAGCAGAUUACUGCCACGGCUACAGUUCAAGGCUUUGCUAUUUUGUUUCUCUUUUCCAAAUGAUGGCCUUAUUGAUUGCUUUUGUAUCCCUCCUCCUCUGUGGUAUUGUUCCACAGCAUGUUUCAUAGGGCACUAGAGGAUUUAUUAUGAAGGCCUGCGUUUAGAAAAUGCAUGCUGCAGUCGAAUCUCUGGUAAAGAGUGAAUUAGUGUGCUGGUUGGUAGCAGUUGAGGACUCCCAAGAGUGAUUUUUAGGUUAUCGCAAUGCACAAUAUUAAAUGACUAAAUCCAAGUAGAGAUCCCCUUUUGGGGAACAUUACCACAACAAAAGAAUUAGUAGAGAAUUUAUCCGCCCAUGAGCUGAACAAUUGCCAAAUCUGCUUACUGGGCAUACCAUCAACACUGUCUUCAUCAAAUCUUUGAAACAUUUAGAUACGUGUUUAGACUGUUUGAUUUUUAAAUUGUGACGGUUAACAUACUGUUUCACACCCAUCCCUCGUGUGUUAAUGGAGUAUAAAUAGAGAGAUGUAUAAAUCAUGAGCUAACACUACACCACCUCACCCCGUCCCUUAUCCGUUGGCACAUGGAGCUCCAUUCACUGCUCUGAACUACAAUCUGGCCACUAGACUUUAUGAAUAGCUUUGAUCGGACACUGUCCUGAUUUGAGACCAUUACCUAGUACACCAAAUCCCGAGACAGAACUAAGAGCACUUAUAGGUGGUAUUGCGAGUUGUUUUGUGCUGCUCAGAAAGGAGAUUUAUAGUCAUGGGGAUAUUUUUGUAAACGGGUGGGAAAUCACAUGCCUAGACAGCUAAGAAUGUAUGCAAAUUUGCUCAUCUAUUUAUAGUUUAUCAAUCAGAGAUAUAGAUCAGAGAUUGGAUAAAUUGUGCGAAUUGUAUGGUAGUUUGAGGAGAUCUAUGAGAAAAAUAUGCAAUGUUUGUCAGGUUGAAAAAAAGGUUUUGAAUUGGUUCAGAACUGCUCAGGUUUGAUAAAGCGGCCUCAAAGGGUGCUUUCCGUCCUCUCUCUACCAUCUGCUCUUGUCUCCCUUGUCCUGUGUUCUUUCAAACAUCCUCCGAGCAUAUACACUCAGCUCUCUUGGCACAUACCGUACAAAAGCCCACUGUUGUAUGCAAAACCAGAGGAAAUGCUCUCUACUCAGCUAACUUUGAAACCUAAAGAAAGGGAUCAAUUUAUGAACCGUUUUCCAGUCUGUAGCAGGUCCAAGCCACUUUAUACAGCACCAGCAAAUCACCUACAAACUCCUCUUUAAGGCUUCAUGUCCACUGGGAACAUCUUUACUGUGCCACCUUUUUGCUCACAUUGUUUACAACUGAAAGGACUCAGUGUUGCAUGUACAGAAAGCUUAGCAUGCUUAAAGUAUGUUCUUCAAAACUUUUAGCAAAAACACACUAUGCUUCAAAGUGGUGUCUUCAACAGCCGAUGAUUCGCUAAAAAGCAGAUACCUGGUGGACGCAACAAGUUCUGUCUUGUAUGCAGCAGUUGGUGCUGGUUGAUGUUUCCAUGUCAGAUUUUAUUUCUAGAUGGGGCUAUGUUGUACAAAUGUCUAUGAACUGUCUAUGUGUCUGUAUUCACUAUUUUACAAUCCACUGUCUUAUUGAGAUGAGAUAUAUGGGAGGCUCAAAAUGAAAAAGAUUUUUUUUACACACCUGUAUAGAAACAAAACAGGUGCAUCGGAGAACAUGAUGGUAAAUCAAGAAAAAGUCAACAGUGAUGUGAGGGCAAAGAAACCUUUAUUUGACCUUUAUUAUUAACAGAGUGCGAGCAUUGACAGUGUGCAGGAGUUUACUUUGUCUUGAUUUAACGUAACGGUGCCAGUUUUAAUGCCUGAACUUUGCAUUUAAACACUUUUAGAUCCAUCGCCAAGUUUGGCCAAUAGAAGCAUAUUGAAGUCAACCUCAGAAUCUGUGGAGGUCUCUCUGGGUUACGUUUUGACUUCUUGUUUCUUUUGAAAUUUUUAUUGUCAGUUUUUCUUGGAUUCUCUCAAGGUUCCUGUUCAGCCUGCUCCAUAUAUUUGUGACUAUGGAAACACAUAUUAUAACUUCAUGACUUCAAACCAGCAGUAGAUGUUUCACAAAACUUACAAAAAAAUAAUAAACAUGCAAAUGAGCUAUAAACCACAAACAACAACAGCUAAUACAACUACUUUUCUUACUUUUGUAUCACUCCUUCAAGAGUUGCUUGCUUCACUGUGACUGCAGAGGCUGCUGGGAAAACUAUGAUGUGUUCUGCAGACACUCAGGGUCUGAUCCUAUCAGGGUCAGGGUUAGCCGGAAGGUGCCAAAGAGAGGAUUUGAGGUGUUUUUGUUAGUUAUGUUGAAAGCCUAUCAACCUGUUGUCACAGCUCUCCAUGCAAACUAUAAUCAAGGCAAUUACAUUAUCUCUGGAGACAUCUGGGAAUGACAACGUGCAAGAGAUUGAAGCAGAGUUUGUCACUAGACUUCAUUGUAGGUAGCACGGUCCUGCAAGGGCAUCUCCUGAAACCCGGACAUUUCAGCCACUCAGUGCUUAAUAAAAUUAUUUAUGGGAAGAAAGCUAAUCUUCUUAUCUAUGUUCAAAUAAUAAAAAUAGAGAAUUACUUUGACAGAGAAAAAAGGUCUUCUUUUGAAGUCAACACAAACAAUGUAAUAUCGAGUGCUGCCCAGCAGCAGUAAGCUCAGUGCUGCCACUGGUCACAGAAUGCAUGUAAAGGAGAAUACUGUUUAAUGCAGUAGUAUUGCUUUAAUAGUUCCUCUGGCCACCAGCAGCAGCACUGUGCCAUCUUUGGUUUUACAUGCUUUGUAUUGAAUGUGGAUGUAGACAGAGAACUGAAUACAGUGCCACUGGCAGUAUUGCAAUGAAAAAUCCCCCACAGCCCAACAAGCAUUUCCCCCCAUACAAUUAAUACUCGUUGUAUUAUGUUUUUUUCUUAUAAAGCUUUCCAGAAAGGGUGUGACAUCCCCAGGGGGCCAACUUAAAAUUUUUGUUACUUUGCACUUACCAAACGCCAUUUUAUUAACCACCUUUUAAGUCACUGAGAUGAUUGCUUGCCAUUCGGAGAGGUUGUAUUUUAAACAUUCUUCCUGUACUGAAUUUUGUGAGCCAGUGAGUGACUACAAUGUCUAGGUUUGUACAUAUCGUGGUCCGAGAUCAGGACAUGCUAAAUGGAGAUUUCUAGAGAGCAUAAGAAGCCAAAGGGAAUACAAAUCCAGAUGGGAAUCUGUAGUAAAAUAAGUCAUUGUGCUUGCACUGUAUAACAGAGUUUGCAGGUACAUCCUAGGCUGAAGUCUCCUGCAGUGAACAGAGGACACAGUACACAGGGAAACACAUGGCCAUUCACUGUACUAAGUGUAGAGCUCUAUCCAAAGGUGCCAGAUAGUUAUAUAUUUUCAGGGUAAUACAAAGAGUAGUUUAAAGUAUUUAAAAGUGUAUUCAGUUUACUGACAACGUACAGGAUACUAUUAAUUGCCCUGAUACUACAAACCCCAGCAUCCUGGUAUCUGGUGCAGGUUGAACCAGACAGUAAGAAGUAUCUGAAAAUAUUAUUUUUAUUCUAAUUAUUGUUAUUGUUUAACUCUCAGUUGACGUCACUGUCACAGGCAUGCAAAGCAAAGGAACAAUAUUUAGGAUUCAUUUCCACGAAGCACAGGGGCAAACAAACAUGCAAGGACAUACGAUCAAGCUUUAGGCAGCGCUCUGGGCUAAAUAAAUACACACUGUCUUGUCUUUCAAUAAACACACACAUGCGCAGGAAACCUCCGAAUAUCUACUGUGAUCUCCUCUCACACCACCCACACCUUCAUCACACCGAACCUCUUCUCACCUGGACCUGUCCUCCCUGUGAUUACCCAUUACCCGGUUGUUCCCGAGCACCCACCACCCCCCUCUUUACCUCCUCCCAACAUGAGUCCAGUGGGUGGUGUGAUGUCAGGUUUUUGUGGUGGGCUGCUUUUGACAGGUCCAGACAAUCAGCGUGUUUGUAAAUGUCGAUGUGUGAUUUUCAAAUCUUUGUUUAUGGUCAGGGUUUUAAAGGAAGAUAUUUUUAUGGUAAUUGUCGCUGGUCUAUUUUACUAUAUAUUUAUGUAAUAAAUAUGUGACUAAAUUUACAUCUCACUGGCUCUUUUUGGCUCUCAGUUCUCCAGCCAACUACAUCAUGUGCUGGAGGGUUUUCAUUAAUGGACUAAUAAAUUAAACCCACAAAAACC
Molecule: messenger RNA, 15260 nt
Organism: Dicentrarchus labrax (European seabass)
Lineage: Eukaryota; Metazoa; Chordata; Actinopteri; Moronidae
Product: thyroid hormone receptor alpha-B-like
Biological process (GO): thyroid hormone receptor signaling pathway; positive regulation of transcription by RNA polymerase II; negative regulation of transcription by RNA polymerase II
Molecular function (GO): zinc ion binding; nuclear receptor activity; RNA polymerase II cis-regulatory region sequence-specific DNA binding
Source: RefSeq, a predicted model, not a curated record